AUGCAUGUUAGAAAACCUACUUCUUUCCAACAUUUAAAAGUUGUCAAUGGAUAUGCAUGCCAAACAUAUAAAGAAGCUGCAAAUUUACUUGGACUGUUACAUUCCGACAAUGCUGCUGAACUUUGCUUACAGGAGGCCUCUGCAUACCAAAUGCCAAGUUCUCUUAGACAACUCUUUGCAUCUAUACUGGCUUAUUGUACUCCUAAAAACCCACGAGAGUUGUGGUUGAAAUAUGAAGAUUUCUUAUCUGAAGAUAUUCGACAUAAUACAUCAGUCCGACCACAUUCUGUGCAAAUACAAGUGCUUCAACUGAUUGAUUCAAGUCUUCGGUCUAUGGGAAAAAACAUUGCUGAAUACAAUUUAACUGACAUUCAGCUUGAACAAUUGUCGCAGGACCUAAACAGUAAGGAAGUUGAUGUUGAAAAAAGCAUAGUUGUAUCUAAUGAAGAUCUUGGUGCAUUGGAGCAAUUAAACUCAGACCAGAAAUUAGCAUUUGAGAAGAUUAUGCAUGCUAUUGAUAAUAACAUCUCAUGUGCAUUCUUUUUAGAUGGGCCAGGUGGAACUGGAAAAACUUUUUUAUACAGGGCUCUACUUGCAGCAAUACGAUCGAAAGGAGGCAUAGCAUUAGCAACUGCAACAUCUGGAAUUGCAGCUUCAAUUUUACCUGGUGGGCGUACAGCACAUUCAAGGUUCAAAAUUCCAUUACAAGAUAAUGAUACAGCAACUUGCAAUAUUGGGAAGCAAAGUGCUAUUGCUAAAUUAAUAAGAGAUGCAAAAGUAAUUAUUUGGGAUGAAGCAAGCAUGGCAAAACGCAGUUCGAUAGAAAAAUUUGAUGAUUCAUUAAAAGAUAUCAUGAAUAAAGAUGCUAUAUUUGGUGGCAAGAUCAUUGUUUUUGGUGGAGACUUUCGACAAACACUACCAGUGGUGACCAAAGGGUGUAAAGAAGAAAUCGUCAAUGCUAGCUUAAUAACAUCUCCUAUUUGGCCGUACCUGAUAAAAUUGAAACUAUCCCAGAACAUGCGAGCUCAGCUAGAUCCGGAUUUCUCUAAAUACCUUCUUCGAAUUGGUAAUGGUAUCGAAGCAACAAACCAGAAUGACGAAGUCUGUGUACCUGAACGAAUGAAUUUGGUAUUUCUCAAUGAUGAUUCAUCAGUUGAUGCCUUGAUCACCGCGGUAUUUCCAGAUUUAAAUGCUUUUGCUCAUUGCCCGGAUUCUAUUGUUAACCAUGCAAUUUUAAUGACGAGAAAUGAUUUUGUAUUUGAAAUUAAUAACAAAGUCAUUGCUAAAUUUCCAGGUACAGAACAGAGAUUGCAUGCGGUUCUCUUAAAGGUAAACAUGUCUUUAUUCCUCGAAUUCCUUUGCAAACUUCUGAUGAUGAUUUCUGCUCAGUUCCUUUCAAAAGAACACAAUUUCCUCUGA
Coffea arabica (coffee) is the source of this 1419-nucleotide messenger RNA. The record is from RefSeq and is a predicted model, not a curated record. NCBI's taxonomy places the organism in Eukaryota, Viridiplantae, Streptophyta, Magnoliopsida, Gentianales, Rubiaceae.